Molecule: messenger RNA, 216 nt
Organism: Striga hermonthica
Lineage: Eukaryota; Viridiplantae; Streptophyta; Magnoliopsida; Lamiales; Orobanchaceae
Source: the annotation of a GenBank genome assembly
AUGGCGAAGUCUUGCAAAGGUCUGGCUAUGGAGCUCGUCAAAUGCUUGAGCGAUUCUGACUGUGUUAAGGUUGAGAACCGGCCGUACAGAGAAUGUGCCAAAGAGAAGAGCCCGAAAAUUUCAAGCGAGUGUGUGGGGCUUAGAGAAACGUAUUUCAACUGCAAAAGAGGACAGGUUGACAUGAGAGCUCGUAUUCGCGGAAACAAGGGUUACUAG